Molecule: messenger RNA, 2471 nt
Organism: Mugil cephalus (flathead mullet)
Lineage: Eukaryota; Metazoa; Chordata; Actinopteri; Mugiliformes; Mugilidae
Gene: spns1
Product: spinster homolog 1 (Drosophila)
Exons: 12
Coding region: 240-1769 (509 amino acids)
Biological process (GO): transmembrane transport
Cellular component (GO): membrane
Molecular function (GO): transmembrane transporter activity
Source: RefSeq, a predicted model, not a curated record
AAAACCGUCAUGGCGGCCGUAUAGGGGCGUCAAUUUUAGUAGUUCCGCAGUAAACAUUCAGGUUUUUUUAAGCUGUUGUCCCGGCAGACUGUGUGCUCGGGGAAUAUUUUAACCUGUAAAUCUUCAGCAUGGGUUCAGCUUAGAGUUUCUGGGCGUGUGUGACGACGAGGAGCUUUGCAGCCCGCGGCAGAAAGAAGAAAGAAGCUUCAGCCUGACUCAUCCUCACAGCAGCAGCAGCCAUGUCUCUGGGUGAGCCGACGUCGGACUCCGCUCCGUUCUUCUCCUCUGACAGCGAGGCGGAGGGUCCGGAGGACCGGGACAGGACGGGGUCCCAGCGGCCGCAGGAGGAGGAGGGGGAGUCGGCCAGCGGGGUGUCCCGGGUCCGAGCGCUGUCCACCGUCUUCAUCCUCUGCUACAUCAAUCUGCUCAACUACAUGGACAGGUUCACUGUAGCAGGUGUCCUCCCGGACAUCGAGCAUUAUUUCGGGAUUGACGACGGGAAGUCCGGCUUACUCCAAACGGUUUUUAUCUGCAGCUACAUGUUCCUGGCUCCUGUCUUUGGGUACCUCGGCGACCGCUACAACAGGAAGUACAUCAUGAGCGUCGGCAUUUUGUUCUGGUCCUUGGUGACGCUCGCCAGCUCCUACACCCCCAAAGAGCAUUUCUGGGCUCUGCUGUUGACGCGAGGCCUGGUGGGAGUCGGGGAGGCCAGCUACUCCACCAUCGCCCCCACCAUCAUCGCAGACCUCUACGUCGGAGGGAAGAGGACCAACAUGCUGUCCAUCUUUUAUUUCGCCAUUCCCGUGGGCAGCGGCCUUGGAUACAUCGUGGGCUCUCAAGUCAACAACCUGACGAAGGACUGGCACUACGCCCUGCGGGUGACUCCCGCGUUAGGGCUGGUGGCCGUGUUGCUGCUCCUGUUUGUGGUGAAGGAGCCUAAAAGAGGAGCCAUCGAGGAACGGGCCGAGCAUCAGCUGCACCGGACCAGCUGGCUGAAGGACCUGCACGCUCUGAGCAAGAACCCCAGCUUCAUCUUGUCCACCUUCGGCUUCACGGCCGUGGCGUUUGUGACGGGCUCCCUGGCUCUCUGGGCUCCGACGUUCCUCUUCAGAGCUGCUGUGUUCAGCGGAGAAAGGGCUCCCUGUGUGGAGGGACACUGCGCCUCCUCCGACAGUUUGAUUUUCGGGAUCAUCACCGUCGUCACAGGUAUUCUGGGCGUGGCCAGCGGCGUGCAGGUGAGCCGCUGGCUGAGGACGAAGACGGGCCAAGCCGACCCGCUGGUCUGCGCCGGCGGCCUGCUGCUGUCGGCCCCUUUCCUGUACCUGGCCAUCGUCUUCGCUGAGGCCAGCACCAUCGCCACAUACGUCUUCAUUUUCCUCGGGGAGACGUUCCUCUCCAUGAACUGGGCCAUAGUGGCUGAUAUUCUCCUGUACGUGGUGGUUCCCACUCGUCGCUCCACGGCCGAGGCUCUGCAGAUCGUCAUCUCCCAUCUCCUGGGAGACGCGGGGAGCCCGUACCUGAUAGGAGUGGUCUCUGACGCUUUGAGGAAGAACGACUCGUACCUCUGGGAGUUUCGCUCUCUGCAGCUCUCUCUGCUGCUCUGCUCCUUCGCGGCCGUCAUAGGCGGAGGCUUCUUCCUCGCCACGGCGCUCUUCAUCGAGGAGGACCGCCACCGGGCCGAGACCUACGUCCCCCCAGAUGAGGAACCGAUCGUCGUGCCGAAAAGCGGCCGGUCCACCCGGGUCCCCGUGUCCAGCGUCCUGAUCUGAUGAAGGUCCUUCUCAGCAGCUGUGGUUGAGUUACUAAAUCUUUUAUGACUGAGGACUUUGUGACUCGCACAGAAACGCGUUUGGACGACUUUUAUUUUUCCCCUCAGCGCCUUUUUAUAACUUCACACGGGACCGUUUGGAGAAAUUUCUUUGUGUUGGGACUUCAGAUGUUUUUUUUGUUUUUUAUUUUCACCGCGAGCUCAACACGAAGACUUCAAACUAAGAGCACUAAAGACUGUCUGAGCAGAGCGGACAGAACCUGCUCUUCAUUUUGAAGGUUGGGACGAGAUGACGAAAACAAGCUGAGAAAAACACAAGGACAAAAUCCUGCGGAGCGACCCCGACCGAAAACGCGCGGCAUCCUUUUAUACAGGAAAAGCUUUAUUAAUCCCCUUUCACAACAUGUUUGUACAUACUGUAUGUUUUAAUAAUGACACUAACCGCAGGAAAAGGAAAAUUGCAAUGAAUCUUCAGACCUCUUACCGUUUUUAUUUAAGGCUGGACGUUUUUGAACGUAUUUGAAGCAGAACUCUUUAUUUUUUAGAUCAGAGCUUUUAUUUCCUGCAGGUCCUUAUCAGUUCAGAUGUCAUGUUAACAAAGGUUAUUUUUAAAAAGGAAAAAAAAAUAAGUUUUUAAUGAAGGUUAACCUCAAAUUAUUUUAGCUAAGCUUUUUUGUUGAACAUUAAAUGAGAUUUAACUUGU